This is a messenger RNA of Thamnophis elegans (Western terrestrial garter snake), 638 nucleotides long. RefSeq names its product transthyretin (gene TTR). The record is from RefSeq and is a predicted model, not a curated record. Gene Ontology annotation, biological process: purine nucleobase metabolic process. NCBI's taxonomy places the organism in Eukaryota, Metazoa, Chordata, Lepidosauria, Squamata, Natricidae. Gene Ontology annotation, molecular function: thyroid hormone binding. Bases 28 to 480 code for a protein of 150 amino acids. The transcript is spliced from 4 exons.
GGUAGAGUCUCUUGGUUUGCAUACACAAUGGGUCCCUUUUCUCUGUUUUUCUUUUGCUUGGCUACAAUGGGAUAUCUCAUUGAAGCUGUACCAGUGGAACCCCAUAGUUCUGCUGAUUCAAAGUGUCCUCUGAUGGUGAAAGUCCUUGAUGCAGUUCGAGGAACCCCAGCUACCAACCUCCCAGUAAAAGUGUUCAAAAAGGGUGAAGAUGAGGCCUGGAAGGAGUUUUCCAGUGGGAAAACAAAUGAAUUUGGAGAAAUCCAUGAACUUAUCACUGAUGAGUUAUUUACCGAAGGCUCAUACAAGUUGGAAUUUGACACCAGCUCAUACUGGAAGGCACUUGGCAUUUCCCCAUUUCAUGAGUAUGCUGAAGUGGUUUUUACCGCUAAUGAUUCUGGUCAUCGUCAUUACACUAUUGCUGCUCUUCUCAGUCCCUUUUCUUAUUCAACUACAGCUGUUGUCAGUAUCCCAAAGGAAUAAGACCAUGCGUAAUUCUUUCAAAAUUCUAUUACACUUUUGUAGUAAUAUUUUGAAGGAGGUAGUUAAUUUGCACUAUCAACGGCUUGCUUCCUGCAAUAGUAUGUAACUGCUACUGCUUAGCUAUUUUUUAAUACAUCAAUAAAGGUUCUCUAAAUAUG